AUGUCUACAGACUACACCUACGAUGACAAGGGGCAAUUUUUCCCGUUCUUCGUCCUGACUCUUUCGGGUCUUGUCACGCUCCCUUUAACCUACAACCUCCUGAAGCCGAGCAAGGAGCUCGAGAACACCGCCCCCCGCAUCAAAUCAGACUUCAAGCCCAAGGAUGGCGACCUCAUUGAGGCGCAAAAGCGCAAACGCCUGCGCAAGGAACGUCGGAUCAAGCGCAUCAUCACCGUCAUUGUGGGCUACGCUGUUAUGGCAUGGAUGGUCUAUUUGAUUAUCGUUACCGCGAGGACAACACCAAAAGUUUGGGAUCCUUAUGACAUCUUGGGUAUCUCAAGGAGCGCCGAUGAGAAAGCUAUCUCUAAGCACUAUAAGCGUCUUUCCCUUCUCUAUCACCCUGAUAAAGUUCGCCCUGAUCCUUCCAAGAAUGAGACUAUGGACAUGCUCAACGACCGUUUCGUGGAGCUAACCAAGGCCUACAAAGCCCUGACGGACGAGGAAGUGCGCAACAACUACAUCCAGUACGGCCAUCCAGACGGCAAGCAGAGCUUCAGCAUUGGUAUUGCUCUGCCGCAGUUCAUCGUCACCGAAGGGAAUGGAAAGUACGUCCUCCUGGUCUACGGCGGGCUUCUUGGUGUGCUCUUGCCUUAUAUUGUUGGACGCUGGUGGUACGGCUCGCAGCGCUACACAAAGGAGAGAGUGCUGGUCGCCAGUGCCGGAAACAUCUUCCGGGAAUACAAGGAGGAUAUUCUUGAGAACGGAAUUGUCAACGCUUUGUCGUCGGGUGACGAGUUCAAGGAAAUGCUCGCAGGCAGACAUCCCGAUGCCGGACUGGCCAAACUAGAAAAGAAAGUCUUGGCCGACGACUCUGUCCUCUCGCCUCAAGACCGGAAGACCCUGAAGGAGCUCGAUGAUUCUACGAGACGGAAAACCCUGGCUUUGCUGUGGGCUUAUCUAGGCCGUAUUGAUUUGGAGGAUAGUACCUUGAAUGGAGAGAAGUACGAGGUGGCCCCAAUUGCGCUGUCCUUGAACGAAGCGUUCACUGCCAUCUCACUUGCCUUUGGCAACGCCCGUCCUAUCCUUGGUUCCUUCCGCACGUCUCAGAACAUCAUCCAAGCUGUCGCUCCCGAGUCCUCCCCUCUCCUGCAACUCCCCUACUUCACCAACGAGGUCGUGAAAUCCGUCGAGGGUGCUGACGCUAAGGACCAUUACACUGUUCAGAAGUUCAUGAAAUUGUCCGAGGAUAAGCGUCGCGCUCUCACUAUCGGCGCCGGACUCCUGUCUGAAAAGCAAUACAACGCGGCCAUCUCUGUCGCCAAACAACUUCCCGUCCUCGAGGUCUCCAAGGCGUUCUUCAAGGUCAUGGGCGAGAAGGUCAUCACCCCUAGCAGUCUGGUGCAGCUAGUCGUGAAGGCCCGGUUCAUCCCACCUGGCUGCACAGGCGUGCCGGAAGUGGACCCGAUCGAUCUGGAAGACAUUGACCCCGAUGAAGACGAUCUCGAUGCCCUCAUGGGCAGGAAGCCCGCGAAGAACAAGACAAUCAAGACGGCCAACGGCCAAAAGGUCGAGUCUAAAAUUGAAAAGAUUCAGCCCCCCCUGGCCCAUGCCCCGUAUCUGGCUCGCGACCACUCUCCCCGCUGGCAUGUCUUCCUCGCCGAUGGCAAGCAAGGCAAGAUGGCUGUGCCGCCCUUCACUUUCACCACUUUCGACAAGCCCCUCUUCGACGAGGCCGGAAAGCCCACCUUCAACGUCCAAACCCUCAAGAUGCAGUUCCAGGCUCCUCCCCAAGUUGGUGACUUCACUUUUGUGAUGCAUCUGCUCUGUGACAGCUACCUUGGUCUAGACACCAAGAUGGAGGUCACGCUCCACAUUGACGACCCCGCCAAGGCAGCUGCCCUGGAUGAAGAAGACGAUAUUAGUGAACCCGACGAAGACUCCAUCGCGGGUCAGAUGCACGCCCUCAAGACCGGUCAAGCGCCCAAGAAGAAGGCUAGAAAGCCCUCCGACGAGUCUAGCGAAGAAGAGAGUGAUACUGAAGGGGACGCGGGCGACACAAGCGAUACCAAUACAGAAACCGACGUUGACGAGUAA
Molecule: messenger RNA, 2094 nt
Organism: Aspergillus terreus NIH2624
Lineage: Eukaryota; Fungi; Ascomycota; Eurotiomycetes; Eurotiales; Aspergillaceae
Product: J domain-containing protein
Exons: 6
Coding region: 1-2094 (697 amino acids)
Biological process (GO): SRP-dependent cotranslational protein targeting to membrane; post-translational protein targeting to endoplasmic reticulum membrane
Cellular component (GO): Sec62/Sec63 complex
Molecular function (GO): RNA binding; transmembrane protein transporter activity
Source: RefSeq, a predicted model, not a curated record